AAACCAGGACCCAUAUCCAAGCCUGCACUCCUAGGGGCUCCUCAAAGGAAGUUGAUCUUCUGCCAUCUGAGAAAGUGAAACAAAAUGGACCGUGUAGAAGAAUGGGUGCUGGAGAAUAAGAACAAAAUAGAGAAGGGGGUGGAGAUAAUUGGGCAGGGAUGUGAGGUUCUUGCCGCCACUGUGGGUCAGCUCCACCCCAUCCUGGAGGCUGUGUUUGUGGCCUCUGCUGAGCUCCUCAAAAAUCCAGAAGGCGAGGAGGCUAAGUACCUGGCUGAGCAAUUCGAAAAAAUCAACCAGAAGCUAGAGGGCAUCCAAGGUGAGGUAAACCGCAUUGCCCUGGAGAUGCAGCUCAGCUCCAUGAACAAGCAGAACUUUGACUAUGAAGUGCAAAUGCACAGUCAGUACAGGAAGUUCCUGGAAUUUGUCAAUGCUGAGCUUGAUUCUAAGAAGACGAAGAAGGGGAAGUUUAUCCGCCACUAUGAAAACACAGGGCGUGACAGGAACCUGGAUGCCCUGUAUAAUGCAUUCACCGGGGAUGCCUCUAGGGUCCCAAUGCUGGACACGGUGCUGGCCGUAAAGCAGAGGAGCCGACGAGCUGUGGAGGAGUUCUGUGCCCAGCUUAAGAAGCUCUUUGUAGUGGGCAUCAUAGCAGUCAUAGGCUAUAACAGCUUAAAGGAGGAAUCAGUGGAGGAGAAAACCUUCAAUGAGACACUUAUGAAGGACAUUGUUAAGAAAUGGCAAGGGAGGAUGGAGGAUGUGGAGAAACAUAUGAAGGCAGCAGUGGAUGACUGUACGCAGAACUUUGCCACUCAGGCCAAGGAGGACAUAGGACAAUUACUUCAAGAGAAGCAGGGCAGUUCUGACCCCAACUUCACCAAGUCCCUUUUGGAUUUCCUUGCUAAGAAGUAUGAUUGGGUUUCCUGGUCCCUAAGGGUCAUAAGCAAUAGGGAGUGGUUUUUCUGGAACUGGUUUGCUGGCAAUAAGUACCACGGUUGGUGUGGUGGUGCAAACUUCUUUGACAUCCUGACUAAGAACAACAUCAGGGUGGUGAUCUCCUUCAGUGCAGAACCCAAGCCUAUCAACAAGGUUCAGAUCCAAGAGCAGAUAGAGGGGCAAAAGCUCAAGGGAGACAUGGAAUCUGUGGCCCAAUCCCUUUGUAAUAUCUUGCCAAACUGUGUGGUGCAUGCUGUUAGUCGAUACAAGGAUGUGGUGGAAUCCAAUAACUUCCAGGAGGAGUGUUACUACUUUGAGAAAAACAGAAAAGCACACCUAUACAUUCACUCCAAAUAG
Megalops cyprinoides (Indo-Pacific tarpon) is the source of this 1290-nucleotide messenger RNA. RefSeq lists its product as uncharacterized. The transcript has 2 exons. NCBI's taxonomy places the organism in Eukaryota, Metazoa, Chordata, Actinopteri, Elopiformes, Megalopidae. The record is from RefSeq and is a predicted model, not a curated record. The coding region runs from base 85 to 1290 and encodes 401 amino acids.